UUUGGAUGGCGUGCAAUAGGGGGCAUCUUUUGCGUUUUGGAUGAUGGUUUUUUCGUCCAAUCCAAUCUAAACGAAUACAACCCCAUCCCCAUAUAAGUAUUCAAUACCUGGGAUUUCGUUCUCGCGUGCUUUCAUCACCGAAAGUAACGGAACCAUUCACCAUAAAUCUCUAAAAUACCCUCCAACUCCUCUCUCACCAACCACUAUGUUGCAGAGACCCCGACGGCGUUGUGAGGGCACAGCGAUGGGCGCUAUUGUUCUCGAUCUCCGUCCCGGUCUCGGAAUCGGUCCUUUCUCCCUCGGGAUGCCUAUAUGUGAAGCAUUUGCUCAGAUAGAGCAUCAACCUAAUUUAUAUGAUGUGGUGCACGUGAAGUAUUUUGAUGAGGAGCCCCUGAAGUUGGAUAUUGUUAUUAGCUUUCCCGAUCAUGGUUUUCAUCUUCGUUUUGAUCCCUGGUCUCAGAGACUGCGUCUUAUUGAAAUAUUUGAUGUAAAGCGGCUUCAAAUGCGCUACUCUACUUCUUUGAUUGGGGGACCAACAACUCUAGCUACUUUUGUUGCUGUAUAUGCACUGUUUGGGCCCACAUACCCUGGAAUUUUCGAUAAGGAUAGAGGCAUUUACACUCUGUUUUACCCGGGGCUUUCCUUUGCAUUUCCUAUUCCGAGUCAGUUCACAGACUGCUGUCAUGAUGGGGGAGUGGAAUUGCCGUUGGAGUUUCCAGAUGGGACAACACCAGUUACAUGCCGUGUUUCUAUAUAUGAUAGUUCCUCUGGUAAGAAGGUUGGUGUGGGGUCCUUAAUGGAUAAGGCUUCUGCUCCUCCAUUACCUACUGGCAGCAUUUACAUGGAAGAGGUUCACGUUAAGCUGGGGGAAGAACUGUACUUCACUGUUGGCUCCCAACACAUUCCUUUUGGUGCAUCUCCACAGGAUGUGUGGACUGAGCUAGGACGUCCCUGUGGUAUUCAUCAAAAGCAGGUAGAUCAAAUGGUUAUACAUUCUGCCUCUGAUCUUCGCCCAAGAACAACUAUCUGCGGAGAUUACUUUUAUAAUUAUUUUACUCGUGGUCUUGACAUCUUAUUUGAUGGGCAGACUCACAAAAUCAAGAAGUUUGUGUUACACACUAAUUACCCCGGUCAUGCUGAUUUUAAUUCAUACAUUAAGUGCAACUUUGUUAUCUAUUGCUCAGAUGCUAUUGGAGGAUCUUUUAAGGAUGUAAAUAACAGCAAACAGAGGGUCAUUACACCUAGCACAAAGUGGGAACAAGUAAAGGAAAUACUUGGAGAUUGUGGCCGAGCUGCCAUUCAGACACAAGGUUCUGCAAGUAACCCAUUUGGUUCUACUCUUGUAUAUGGUUAUCAAAAUAUUGCUUUUGAGCAGGUGAUGAAGAAUGGAUAUAUUGCAACAAUAACUCUCUUCCAGUCAUGAUGAUGUCUUGCAGGCGAUAAGACUUAUUGUUCCAAGGUUUGUGAAGCGUGGUCGCGGAUCUUCACAAGGAGUAGCAGGCUUUGUACGUUCUGUGUAUAAAUCAUUAUCGUGUCAAUGGGCUGUGACAAAUUUGUACAGCUAUUUAACGCAUUGUACAUAUAAACCCUCUUAUGUAAUUAUCUAAUAUAUUGACUUGCAGAAAGCUAACGCAAUAAAUUCGCAAUGCUUUUAACUUUCUGAUAA
Messenger RNA from Cicer arietinum (chickpea), 1666 nucleotides. Its product is annotated as PHAF1 protein At3g51130. The record is from RefSeq and is a predicted model, not a curated record. Lineage: Eukaryota; Viridiplantae; Streptophyta; Magnoliopsida; Fabales; Fabaceae.